GCUCCUCUCUAACCGUCCGCUCUUCAGCCGCCAGCCGGGACCGCAGAAACCGACCCGGGAUCAGGAUUCACUGAAUCCUCUUAAACUCAGCCCCCUUUUCCAAAACCAAGCCAACUUGUUGAGUGUCUCAGUGAAGACGGUUGGGUGUUGGCGCAUUGAGUAGGAAAAACUCUUCAGUUGUGAGUGAGAUUCGCCAGCUUGUGAGAAAUUUCCUCGUUUUUGUCGCUGCUAAAUACAACGUGUCAGAGGUAAACAGCCUCAAGCUCGAAGAUGUCGAAGGUCUGCGCUUUGGUGUUGAUGGCACUUGUGUCGCUGGUGUUUGCAGAUGAACAGAGCCAAGAUGACCCAUUUACAUUUGACUACCACAGACUGCGUGUUGGAGGCCUGAUUCUCGCUGCUGUCCUCUGUCUCAUUGGCAUCACCAUACUACUCAGUGGCCACUGCAGGUGCAAGUUUAACCAGAACAAGAGAAGGAGGACAGGAAGCAAUGCUCAGCAGAUGCUCUCUGAUCAAGGUCGUUCCUGUGACUGCUAGAUGCCAAGCAGAACACACACACACACACACACACACACACACUGACUUCCUGAACCUGCAACCAACAGAUAACGGAGAGGAGCAGCAGCAGGAUUUCCACCAAGGGGCUUUUGUUUUAUUGUUAGACAGCGAAAGAGAGUAGCCUGUGUGUUCCUGCUGUGGGUUGUGAUGCUUUCUGCCUGAUAACUGAGCUACUGAUCUGCAGCCUGCACCUUCACACAAACACUCAGACCUACACACACUUUUACACCCAGUUUUUGUCACUUUCAUUUCAGUCAGAUGAGUUAAUUUUUUUAGUUUUCUUUUUUUUUUUUUUGUAUUUUGAGGCUGAAAAAGCUUCGACAUGAAGAAACUGACAUAUCCAACCUUUUUGAGAGUUCCUUGUAUGAAUGCUUCAUCAUUUAUCGUUGAUAGUUUUGGUUGAUUGACAUGAAAGUGACUUCAUACAAUGGUAACACAAGCCUAUUACCAAAAACUCCCUGUAAGUGUCCACAUACUAUAGGUCAUGUCAGUGUCUCGCAGUACUUCUGUAUGUGUACUGUAAACAUUCAUUUAGAUGUUAGUCGCUUACUGUGACCAACCUAACCCAUUGUCCAUGCUUUCAUGUCAAGUAUAUGAAAUCCACGUAGUCGUGAGUGUUUUGAGCAGUGUUGAUAAUUCAUGAUAAUCUGUUAAUUCCCAUGUUUAGCUUUAUGGAGGAAAGUAGUGGAUUGCACUGUUCAGAGAUAUAUAAAAACUCUGUCAUGUUUCUAUAAAACAAUUAUUGAAACAGA
Messenger RNA from Scatophagus argus, 1307 nucleotides. RefSeq names its product phospholemman-like. Gene Ontology annotation, cellular component: membrane. The record is from RefSeq and is a predicted model, not a curated record. The transcript is spliced from 8 exons. Gene Ontology annotation, molecular function: sodium channel regulator activity. Gene Ontology annotation, biological process: regulation of sodium ion transmembrane transporter activity. Lineage: Eukaryota; Metazoa; Chordata; Actinopteri; Scatophagidae. The coding region runs from base 271 to 534 and encodes 87 amino acids.